AGGUCCCAGGGGGUAAUUUGUAGUAUAAUGGACAACUGACAUGAUUUUUGGAAAUUGUUGAUGGGCAGAUUCUUUUAAAUUUUUGAAGUGACAAUCAUUUUGGAAUAUAAUACAUAGCAUCUGAUGUUACAUGGAAAUGCAAAUGUCAUGGAGGGGCAAUUAUUGAAUUCAAAAAAGUAAAGUGAUCCAUUCAUUUAGGUUAAACAGGCAAAAGACCCACAAUGAGGUGCCAAAAAGGUUAUAACUUUUAUCCUUCCUUGCUGGAACCAGUUUUCAGCUCCAACUUAUGUGGUUUCACCAUACCACCUGAUACUUAGGCAACUUUUCCUGUGCAAACUAUGUAUAUCCUCCUUUUUACAAUGCACUGAUGCAGUUAUGGUCUUUUAAAACUCGGUAAUUGGUAAUGUGUACUCUUAGAUUAGUUUAUCUACCUUCUGUUGGAUUUUUCUGCUUUCAGAUAUUUUAAGAUUUAGUUGUACCAGACUGGUUGCAGCACUGGUUCGGUAUUCUUGUUAAAUUAAAGUAUGUAUGAAAUUUCUGGAGAUAUAUGUAAAUAUACUUUGAGAUGUCCUAGCUUUGAAAUUGACAGGCAUGUGCACAAUUUAGGAUUGCAGAUGUACUGAUGAUAUUCAUUAACUGCAAAAUAUUGGGACAAUUGCUGGGUAUAAACAGAAAGCUCUAUCAUGUUAUUAGGAUUUAAUUUUAGAAACUUGAAUAGAUGAUAUGGGUCAGGGAUUGCAAUUCAUGCCAGGCAAUACAAGAAGCGUAGAUUACUGUGAAAGGUAUUAUCUAUAAAUAUUAUUUUCACUUUGUCUUUCCUAAUUCCUUUUCUUCUUUUUAUGGUUCUUGACAUUUUCCCAGUUACUGCAUUGUGCAUCGUAAUAUAUGUCACAUGUUUGAUUGCAAGGACUAUUGGCCUGUUUUGUAGACCUUAUAGUUUAUGAGAUCAAGAAGAAAUGGAGUCUUUUGUGUAGGUUCAAUGAAGUUAUGAGCAACUUACAGCUUAAAAGUGCUAUAAUUGGUAAGCAGGAUGGGGGAUACCUUUUUUUCACUAGCUAAUUAUGAUACUUUCCCAAAAUAUGAUAUUAUCGCAAUGCCAAGCAGGAUGGGGUUACAAUAAUCAUUUAUGCAUCAACAAGUACCUUUUUAGCUUAUUUUACCAAUGGACACCCCUUACUAAUGACUGAUAUAUUGCAGUACCAAAUAGUUUACAACUUAAAUCGAUAAUCUGGUUUUCAAGAGCUGCUGCCCAUAAUCACACAGAUUUUCUUAAGCACUACAAAACACACCCUGUAAAAUGUAAGUACUUGUGCUUUUCUGAGCUCUGAAAUCGUUAGCACAAUCUGGCAUCACGACUGGCAAAUAACAAGCCAUUACUUGGUUUGAUCAGGCUUACUCAGGAUAGGGGGCAGAGUAGAAUUGAUAUAAAUAUAAGCUCUGGCACCUUUGUCAUUUAUUUGCACAAAGUGACUUCUUUUAACCUUGAACCAAGUCCUUGUGCUUUUCAGCUAGGCAUUUCACCCCGUGCUCUCUGAAUUUACUUUUUAGUCUUUGCCAUGAUCAUCAAAAGAAAACUGGAAAAAAACCUGUCAUGGGUCAUGCUAUGGAUAUUUUUCCUCUGAUUGUUCAUGAUUGUACAAAGGUUAUGUCUAAAUGGUGACCUGUGUUGUAGCUGUAUAGAACCAUGAUUAUACAAAGGUUACAUGCAAAUGGUUCCCUGUUUUACAGCUGUAUAGGAUCUCGGGUUGCAUUGGUUCAUAAGUUUCCUGAUCCAUGAGCUUCUCUCUCUCUCUCUGGGUUUGCAAAAAUUGCAAUGUGCAUGCAUGAGAAUUCGCUCAUACAUAACUGAUACUGAUCGCUUUGUUAUUUCACUUUGUGCUAGAGAAAUGCCUAUGCUUCUAUAUAUAGGUUUAUUCUUAACUGAUGCAUUUUGGUUUGUUUUUGACUUAUACACCUCUGACUCUUCCAUGUGGUGUAGCUUUGUUUAAACAGGGGGAAUGAGUGGGAUGUAAAUGGUUAGAUAAUAUAUGGCAUUACGGAUUCUCAUGUGGAAUGAUGGAGGUGCUUCCUUGUUCUGGCAAAAAUUAUGUAGGAGAAUCUGAUUGUCCACAACAGCGUUCAGAAACAGGUUAUAUGUAUGCUGGAAAAUCAAACUGCCUUGGACAUGAAGAACAAGUUCAAAUGGCAGAUAUUAAGGUGGAUGACUUAAUGAUUGAUGUAGAAGGGCCUCAGGGAGAAAGACAGGGUGGAGGCCAAUUGACAGUUGAUGAAUUCCCAACUUCAGAAAGCCAUUAUAAUGGAGAUCCUUAUGAUGUUUCUCAGAUGGAUGGCCAAAAAUCUUCUAGUGAUUUCCAUGACUCUGAAGAUGAUACCUUCGAUGCCCAGGAUAACAGUACAGGACCUGGUGUGGCCCCCGAUAACUCUCCGAUAAUUGUAGAUACUAUUGAAAGCGGUCUGCAAAGUAACAUGAGGGAGGGAGAAUCUUUUAUUUCAGAACUUAAGUGGUUAGAACAAGAUGAACCCAUGGCAGUGUGGGUCAAGUGGAGAGGAAAAUGGCAAGCAGGAAUCAGAUGCGCUAGGGUUGACUGGCCAUUAUCAACUUUGAAAGCGAAGCCAACUCAUGACCGGAAACAAUAUCUUGUGAUAUUUUUUCCACGCACAAGGAAUUAUUCCUGGGCUGAUGUGCUACUUGUUCGUCCGAUCAGUGACAUUCCACAACCCAUUGCAUAUGGGACACACAAAGUUGGAGUUAAAAUGGUUAAAGAUUUGACGCUUGCCCGUCGGUUUAUCUUGCAAAAGCUUUCUGUCAGCAUGUUGAAUAUUAUUGAUCAAUUACGUAGUGAGGCUUUGAUAGAGACUGCUCGCAACGUGAUGAUCUGGAAGGAAUUUGCUAUGGAGGCUUCCCGAUGUAAAGGCUAUUCUGAUCUUGGAAGGAUGCUUGUGAAACUUCAGAAUAUGAUACUGCUCUGCUAUUUAAGUACACGUUGGCUGCAACAUUCUUUGCAGUCUUGGGUACAACGAUGUCAAAAUGCAAAUAGUGCUGAAUUCAUUGAAAUGCUGAAGGAGGAACUAGUUGAUUCUAUCCUAUGGAAUGAAGUAAACUCACUCUCUGAUGUAGCUGCGCAGCCCGAGUUUGGUUCUGAGUGGAAAACUUGGAAGCAAGAUGUCAUGAAAUGCUUUUCAAUGUCGCAUCAGAUAUCUAAUGAUGGAGGUGUGGAGCAGCAAGGUAAUAAUGAUACUCCCUUGGCCAUGGGGUUUCAAGUUAGUCGAAAGAGGCCCAAGCUUGAGGUCCGUCGUGCUGAGGCAUAUUCAUCGCAGGUGGAAAUCCAGGGUUCACAUCAAGCUAUUGCUGUUGAAAUCGACUCUGGAUUUUUUGAAGGCUCAGACACUGUAAAUGUUGCUACAUUAGCAUCUGAGCGUUCAAGAAAUGAAAUUCUUUUGGAGGGAGCUGCACCAACAGAAUCACCUGGUAUUGAGGCUGAUAGGUGGGGUGAGAUUGUGGUUGAAGCUGGAAAUUCUGAUGUCCUCCGAGGUAAAGAUGUGGAAUCGACUCCUUCCAAUGGUGUGGUUGCUAGGAAGUCUUUGGAUCCUGGGAAUAAGAAUCGCCAAUGUAUAGCUUUUAUUGAAGCUAAGGGAAGGCAGUGUGUGAGGUGGGCAAAUGAUGGUGACGUUUACUGUUGUAUACAUUUGGCCUCUCGUUUUGUGGGAAACUCAGCAAAAGCUGAAGCAAUUCCCCCUGUUGAUGCACCUAUGUGUGAAGGUACCACCGUUCUUGGAACCAAAUGCAAGCAUCGGUCUCUUCAUGGUUCUUCUUUCUGCAAGAAGCAUAGACCCCGAGAUGAUAUAAGAAUGACUUUGAGUUCACCUGAUGAUAAAGUGAAGAGAAAGCUUGGGGAGAGUAUAGAAAGAUCAGAGACCACUUAUUGCAAAGAAAUUGUAUUGGCAGGAGAAGGUGAAACUCCUCUCCAAGUGGAUCCAAUCUCUUUCAUGCAUGGAGAAGCCUUUAAUGGAAGCAGGUUGAUUGAGAUACCUGAGCAGUCUGGAAAAGAGUAUAGUGGCACUGAGACGGUGCAGUGCGUAGGUUCAGACCCCCACGAUGGCUGUGGUCCUUGUCUGGAAAAUCCAAAGCGGCACUCAUUGUACUGUGAAAAACACCUACCAAGCUGGCUUAAACGUGCAAGGAAUGGUAAGAGUAGGAUAAUUUCUAAGGAAGUGUUUUUAGAACUUCUGAGAGAUUGUUACUCAAGGGAGCAAAGAGUGCACUUACACCAAGCUUGUGAGCUUUUCUACAGGCUCUUUAAAAGUAUCCUCUCCUUGAGAAACCCAGUGCCUAAGGAAGUUCAAUUCCAGUGGGCCAUAUCUGAAGCUUCCAAAGAUGUUGGUGUCGGGGAAUUCUUAACGAAGUUGGUUUGCAGUGAAAAAGAGAGACUCAAGAGGCUUUGGGGGUUUAAUCCUGCCAAAGAUACGCAAGCUUCCUCCUUUGUUGAAGAACCUAUUGUGAUCCCAAUGGUUAAUAAUGGUGACAAUGACAAUGAAAACGUGAUUAAGUGCAAAAUGUGCUCAGAGAAGUUUCUUGACGACCAAGCACUUGGCACACACUGGAUGGGCACUCAUAAAAAAGAAGCACAAUGGCUAUUCAGAGGUUAUGUUUGUGCAAUCUGCUUGGAUUCCUUUACGAACAAGAAAGUUCUGGAAACGCAUGUGCAAGAGAGACACCGUGUGCAAUUUGUUGAACAAUGCAUGCUUUUCCAGUGUAUUCCUUGUGGUAGCCAUUUUGGAAAUCCAGAGCAGCUAUGGUUACAUGUGCUGUCAGUGCAUCCUGCCAAUUUCAGGCUGUCAAAUGCUGCUCAACAGCAUAAUCUCUCUGUAGGUCAAGAUUCUUGGCUGAAACUUGAGCCAAGCAACUCGGUUUCGGCAGAAAAUAUCAACUCUGAGAAUCAAGGUGGUGCUAGGAAGUUCAUUUGCAGGUUUUGUGGUUUGAAGUUUGAUUUGCUACCUGAUCUUGGCCGCCACCAUCAGGCUGCUCAUAUGGGUCCACAUUCUGUUGGUCCUCGCCUCCCAAAGAGGGGCAUUCAUUUUUAUGCUCAUAAAUUAAAAUCAGGAAGACUGACCCGUCCUAGGUUUAACAAAUCUCUUGGAGCAGCUUCGUAUAGGAUUCGGAACAGGGUUGCUGCAAGUAUGAAGAAACGCAUUGAAGCAUCAGAUCCACUUAACACUGUUGAAGUGAAGGUGCAAUCUCAUGCGACUGAGGCAGCUAAUCUUGGUAGAUUGGCAGAAUCUCAAUGCUCAGCUGUUGCAAAGAUAUUGUUUUCUGAGAUUAAGAAAACCAGACCCCGGCCAAGUCACCCCGACAUUUUGUCAGUAGCUCGCUCUGCUUGCUGCAAGGUUAACCUACAAGCCUCAUUGGAUGAAAAAUAUGGAGUUUUGCCAGAACGUAUAUACCUGAAAGCAGCCAAACUCUGCAGUGAGCAUAAUAUUCUAGUGGACUGGCACCAAGAGGGGUUUGUUUGUCCUAAAGGAUGUAAACCAAUUGUCAAGCAACAACUGGUGUCCCCGUUGAUGCCUCUUUCAGAUGGUGCAAUGAGGCCCAGAACUGAGCUUCUGUUGGAUCCGGGGACGAAUGAGUGGGUAAUGGAUGAGUGCCACUAUGUUAUUGACUCUCAUCACUUUAGACUGGAAUCUAUAGAUAGAGGCAUUAUCCUGUGUGAUGACAUAAGCUUUGGACAGGAAUCAGUUCCUAUAACAUGUCUAGUGGAUGAAAAUCUUUUGGGUUCCCUUUAUAUCCUUGCAGAUGGUUCUGAUGGCCAAACUACUGCAUGGUCUAUGCCUUGGGAGAGCUUUACCUAUGUCAUGAAGCCAGUGCUUGAUCAAUCUCUUGGUGAAGCAGAGAGCUUGCAGUUUGGGUGUGCUUGUGCGCAUUCAACUUGCUCAUCUCAAACCUGCGAUCAUGUGUACCUUUUUGAUAAUGAUUAUGAAGAUGCGAAGGAUAUAUUUGGCAACCCCAUGCAUGGCAGGUUCCCAUAUGAUGAGAAGGGUCGGAUCAUAUUAGAGGAAGGUUACUUAGUUUAUGAGUGCAAUCAAAGGUGCAGCUGCAGUAGAACCUGCCAGAAUAGGGUUUUGCAGAAUGGGGUACGAGUGAAAUUGGAAGUAUUCAAAACUGAGAAAAAGGGUUGGGCCGUGAGGGCAGGGGAAGCAAUCCUGCGUGGUACAUUUGUUUGUGAGUACAUUGGGGAGGUUAUAGAUGAGCAGGAAGCAAACAAGAGGCGCAACAGGUAUGGCAGAGAAGCUGGCUGGUAUUUCUAUGAAAUUGAUGGUCACAUAAAUGACAUGAGCAGAUUGAUUGAGGGGCAGGUCCCCUAUGUAAUUGAUGCCACAAAUUAUGGAAAUGUUUCACGGUAUAUCAAUCACAGUUGCUCGCCUAAUCUUUUGAAUCACCAAGUUCUGGUGGAAAGCAUGGAAUAUCAGCUUGCACACAUUGGUCUAUAUGCAAGUCGAGAUAUUGCUGUGGGUGAAGAACUGACAUAUGAUUUUCGCUACACGCAACUGCCUGGAGAAGGAUGUUCAUGCCUUUGUGGAGCUUCCAAUUGCAAGGGUCGCCUCUACUGAAUCACUAACUAAAAACUUAGGUGUUUACCUUUUUCUGAAGUAAGUUGAGGGUGUUUCACAAAGUUUGACAGUGGGGGAUGAGAAAUUCGGAAACUGAGAAACAUCUCUGAAAGAAUCUGGAAGGUGAAGUACACGAUCCCCUAAUUGCUCUCAACAACUCUUCUGAUCAGGGACGCUUGUUUGACAGGAGACGUCGCUCGAGCUGGCAAUGUUUUUGGUAGGGUUUCUUCGCUGGCACGACUCAUUUGACUCCCAGCUACUUAUCUGCAAUGCUUGUGCGAUUUUCUCUUCAAUAGGUUGUAUUUAUGCAUUUCAUUUCAGCCAAGUUACUUUUAUGGAAAGGAGGAUUAAACCUCGUUUUGAUUGUUAUUUUUGAGUUGAUUUCUAAUCGAUUUAGUUUGCUCUUGCUUGACAACGUCACAUGUAGGUUCUUGGGUAGUGUUGUUCUAAAAAAUAUUGAUCUUCAUAGCUUUCCUCGUCAUUUAUGCAUGUGAACAUGAGAUCUAUUUUUUUUUUUGCUUAUUGUAC
Ilex paraguariensis (yerba mate) is the source of this 7134-nucleotide messenger RNA. The record is from the annotation of a GenBank genome assembly. NCBI's taxonomy places the organism in Eukaryota, Viridiplantae, Streptophyta, Magnoliopsida, Aquifoliales, Aquifoliaceae.